This is a messenger RNA of Cetraspora pellucida, 511 nucleotides long. The record is from the annotation of a GenBank genome assembly. Lineage: Eukaryota; Fungi; Glomeromycota; Glomeromycetes; Diversisporales; Gigasporaceae.
AUGCCAUUUCAUUGUAACUGGAUACCUAAUAAAAGAACAGAUAUCCUAUGGAGACUGCUUCACAGAGCACUUCCACUAGGCUAUUGCCUAAGACAUAUGAACACAGCAGAAAAUAGUAAUUGCAUAUGGUGUGAAGAACUUCAAACUAUCGAACACUUUACUUUUGAAUGCCCCAUCAGUCAACAUGUUUGGAAUAUAGGUUAUCAAAUGUUAAAUGAUACUUCAAAUAUAACAAUACCCACCUCUUUCAAUGAUAUUAUAUUUUGUACUCAACUCUCCUCAGCAAAUAUUAAAAGAGCAGUCAAAUGGUUAAAUAUUAAUAUUGUUUACGAAAUCUGGCGCCUAUACACCUCCACUAAAUGGGGUAAUAAUAUAACAAAGUUUACUAAUAUCCCGGUCAUUAUAACACACCAUUUAAAUAGAGAACUCAUGGUUCUCCAACAACUUCCCCAAACUGUAAAUAAAGCUAUAAAUCAACCUUAUCCUAAUGUUAAAUAUAAUGAAUUUUUGG